Penicillium coprophilum is the source of this 666-nucleotide messenger RNA. RefSeq lists its product as uncharacterized. The transcript is spliced from 3 exons. Lineage: Eukaryota; Fungi; Ascomycota; Eurotiomycetes; Eurotiales; Aspergillaceae. The record is from RefSeq and is a predicted model, not a curated record. Bases 1 to 666 code for a protein of 221 amino acids.
AUGGUCUUCUACUUCACAUCCAAUGUCGUCCAACCCUCCGCCUUUAUUUAUGUUGGCAAGGACAAAUUCGAGAGGUCAGUCUUUCCCUCUCCGACUUGCGAUGGCUUCAAUUGCCCUAAUAUCUCUACACACUUGCAGUUCCACGUCGACAAUCUGUCAAGUGCACAUGUCUAUGUGCGCCUUCGAGAAGGCGAAACAUGGGACAACAUUGCCCAGCCACUGCUAGAGGAUUGCGCCCAGCUUACAAAAGCGAAUUCCAUUGAGGGAAACAAGAAGGACAAUAUCACCAUUAUCUACACACCAUGGUCAAACCUAAAAAAAGACGGGUCAAUGGCGGCUGGUCAAGUCACUUUCCACAAUCAUAAGCUGGUCCGCAAGGUCUAUGUGAAGCAGCGUGAGAAUCCAAUCGUCAACCGGCUGAACAAGACUCGAAUCGAGAAAUUUCCUGAUCUCCGGGCCGAGAAGGAAGAGGAUACGAAGAGGAAACAGCGCAGUGAUCGCAAAGCCCGAGAUGAACAACGUGCGAAGGAAAAGAAAAAGCAACAAGAGUAUGAACAGCUCAAGUGGCAGAAAGAUCACGCAUAUGACGAUAUGUUCACAGAAGAGAAUAUGGAGCGCAGCAACAACCAGGACCGCGAUGAGGAUUUCCUCGAUGACUUCAUGUGA